Messenger RNA from Pieris macdunnoughi, 309 nucleotides. The record is from the annotation of a GenBank genome assembly. NCBI's taxonomy places the organism in Eukaryota, Metazoa, Arthropoda, Insecta, Lepidoptera, Pieridae.
AUGCUUAAAUACGUAACUAUCGCUUGUUUGCUUGCCGCGCUGUGCGCAGCCGCUCCCCAAAACCCACAAGAUGUCCAGAUCCUGCGGUUUGACAGUGACGUACAACCCGACGGAUACAGUUUCGCAUACGAAACAAGUGACGGAACAUCAAGACAAGAGGAAGGUAAAUUAGACAACCCGCAAUCUGAAAACGCAGCUCUCACAGUAACAGGCCAGUACUCGUACGUAGGCCCAGAUGGAAAACACUACACGGUGACCUUCACCGCCGGCCCCAACGGGUUCCAACCCAAAACUUCUAUAGGACAAUAG